GCAGUGAUCAUUAAAUUUCGCGUGUGCAGUAAGCAGUAAAUAUGUCUAUCGGCAAGCUACACGAAUUUAACGUCAGCAAUGGCGCGUGGUCAUCGUACAUGGAUCGAGUGGAAAUGUACUACAAGGUCAACAAAGUGCAAGACGAAAUGAAAGUGCCAGUAUUGAUUGCAGCGAUGGGAGAUGAGGCGUAUGAGCUUCUGGAGAACUUGGCCAGUCCUACAAAGCCAUCGGACCUAACCUUAGCUAAAAUAAAGGCAUUAAUGUCAAAUCAUUUGCAGCCAACACCGUCGUCGCUAGCGGAAAGAUACCGGUUUCGACAAAGGCGGCAAAAUGGCGGUGAAAAUGUAUCUACGUAUGUGGCGGAGUUGAAAAAGCUGUCCAAGCAUUGUAAAUUUGCCUCAGAAUUAAAUGGAAAUCUAAGGGAUCAAUUCAUAUGUGGCUUAAGUAGCGAUUUAAUUAGGCAACGGCUUUUUGCGGAGGACGACGACAUAACCUUCGCAUCUGCAGUCAAACUUGCAACAUCAUUGGAGGCAGCAGAGAGGGACGCAGCGUUAGUGGAGCAGUCAAAGGUAACGGGUUCGAGCGGGACGGGAGAUGCGCAGGCGGUUAUGUUUGCGAGUCGGGCGAGAUUGAGUACAUUCAGCGGAGGACAAUCGCGGGCGCCUGUAGUUACGCAACAGCGGCGAAACGCAAAUUUUAAUGGCCGCCAAGAGAGGCACUGCGAGGCCUGUGGCGCGCGCAGUCAUAAUUACGCGGAUUGCAAGUUCCAGGACUAUGUGUGCAGCAAAUGUCAGCGCACAGGCCACUUGCGGCGGGUGUGUCCGAACUGGGGCGCGGCACCGGGAACCGCGGGCCGUGUCGGAGCGCGGGCGCCGGCCCGGCGCGGAGGGGCAGCGGCGGCGGCGCCGGCGCGGAGUGCCAUGCAUUUUGGGGUGGCCGAUCACGAACCGAGUGAGGAUUACGGCGGAGACAUCGAGGAAGAAUUACAUCAUCUAUGUUUAAAUAACUACCCGGCGAUAUGAGGCGUUGUUCAGCGACGGACUGGGGCGGUACAAGGGCGGCAAGGCGACCUUGAGGGUGCGGGAGGGCGCAGCACCGGUGUUCCAUCGCGCACGCCCGAUGCCGUACGCGCUGCG
This is a messenger RNA of Cydia strobilella, 1136 nucleotides long. RefSeq lists its product as uncharacterized. The transcript is spliced from 2 exons. NCBI's taxonomy places the organism in Eukaryota, Metazoa, Arthropoda, Insecta, Lepidoptera, Tortricidae. The record is from RefSeq and is a predicted model, not a curated record. Gene Ontology annotation, molecular function: nucleic acid binding; zinc ion binding. The coding region runs from base 42 to 1022 and encodes 326 amino acids.